Dentiscutata erythropus is the source of this 508-nucleotide messenger RNA. NCBI's taxonomy places the organism in Eukaryota, Fungi, Glomeromycota, Glomeromycetes, Diversisporales, Gigasporaceae. The record is from the annotation of a GenBank genome assembly.
GACAAGAUAUUCCAAUAAUUUGGUGGAACUCUAUUGAACCUGAACCAAACUAUCUUCAAGAAUUAGCUAUAAAAAUUUUAGCUAUUGUUCCAAAUAGUACAUCUUGUGAAAGAAAUUUUUCUUUACUUAAUUGGUUAACUAGAAAUAGACGUAUUCAAUUAGAUAUUCAAAAAUUAGAAUCAAUUUCAAAAUUAUGCAUAUUUUAUAAUUCAAAUACAAAAAAAGAACUUUCUUAUUUUGCAAGUAAAAUAAGUGAAAAAGAAGUUUUAGAAAUUUUAAAUCAAACAAAUACUAAAACUUUUGAAAAAGUUUUAGAAAAAGAAGGUUUUGAUAAAAAAGAAUUAUUUUUAAAUAAUAAAAUAUUUUCUGAUGAAAAUAAUGAUGAUGAUGAUGAUUUACUAGAAAUUAGUAAUGAAAAUUUAGAAUAUUUUAGUGAAGAAAAUCAAAUUUUUGGACAAGAUGAAUAUGAUUGGAAUCCUGAAGAUUUAUUAAUUUCAGAUGAUGAUUA